GGUUACAUGAACAGUAGAGAUUAUUUUUUUUUUAUUAUAUAUGUAUAUAUAGUGAAUCUAUUUUAUUUCUGCUUAGCGGACAUUUGUAGAGAACGGAAUGUUGAUAUGUGCAGAGAACCGUCAGCGAAACAUUUUCCAUGGUUUGCAGGAAAUUGUAGGCGUGCCUUCGCUACGUUAUUGUAUGUGAGAAAGUUUGGCUCUAUGUAACGGAAUUGUUUCAAUAAAAUCGGCAUACUUGCCGCUCCAAGGUCGUAAAGUUUGAAACGGGGACUUUGGUCAGUGCAUAGAAGUUUGGGUCAGGAACUGUGGGAAGACGUUUUUAUGUAACAUAAUUGUGACUCUAUAACUAUUGUUGGAUUACUUACAGGGUUUCUUGGCUAGACCUACGUAGCCAGUGUGACGUUGUAACAAGAUUUUGGACAAUAAUAACAAUUGGUAUAACUUGAACUUUAGAGUUUUAAAUCCAGACAACUUUAGAAUUUUAAAUCCAAACAACUAGCGACAAAAAAGGGCAAUGAGAGCAAAAAUGAAAGUUGUUAUUCUUGCUGCUGGUUAUGGAACAAGACUGCUUCGCGAUCUGCAAAAUCAGGAAAAGUUUGCACAGCUGAUUAGCAUCCCAAAACCUUUGCUUCCCAUUGGUGGACUCCCUUUGAUUUCAUAUUGGGUAGAAGCCUUGAAAGCAAGAAAUGACGUUUCAGAUCUUACCGUGAUUACCAAUGAUCUUUACUUAAAAAAAUUCAAGGACUGGGCACAGAAAUAUCCUUACAUUACAGUCCUAACUGAUGGGACAUCCUGCAAUGAGGAUCGUUUAGGUGCUGUCUUUUGCCUGCAGCUAGCCAUUGAACAACUAAAAGCAGAUGAUCAUGUUAUGGUGAUUGGAGGGGAUACAUUGUUUUUUGAGGAUUUCCAUCUUAAUGAAGUUGUAACAAAAUUUGAAAUGAUUACCAAUACCAGUGGUAAUGCAAACUUGGUACUAACAUACCCUUGUAAAGAUGAAGAAACCAAUAAGUAUGGCAUUUUGGAAAUAGAUGAAAACCAGAGAGUAAUAGCACUGAGAGAAAAACCCUCUCCCAAAGAAACAGCAUCACGACAAGCGUGCCCUUGUUUUUAUAUGUUGUCAAAGUACACACUACCUCUUGUACAAGAAUUCCUUGAUGAGAAAAAGAAUUAUCCUAUUGAUGAGAAGGAUGCACCUGGUCACUUUUUAUCUUGGCUUAUAAAAAGAAGACCUGUUUACAUUCAUCCAGUAUCAGGCCGUUUUGACGUCGGAAAUCUUGAGGCAUAUGUAAAAUGCAACAAUUACUUCUUGAACAAAGAGAGUAUGUGUGGUUAUCUCCAGUGACUGAUUGCCAUUUAAGGAAAUCAUGCACCUUGAGGGCAACAUUAAGCUAGAAUUUGUCAUGAAAUGAACAGCAUCAAAGUCAUAUGCUCUGAACCGUUUGAAUUAGACAGAAACACAGAAGGCAGUUUACAGGAUUUGAGUUGGCUUGAGCAGGGGACCUCAGUGCCUUUCAAUUCAUAGGUAUUUUCUGGUGUUUAAUUUCCCACAGGGAACACAAGUUCUUGUGUGCAGCAUAACAGCUGGUUUGUCACUGGCCUUAACUGCCCUGCAAAGGUGAUUACUGUAAGGUUGCAUUUAUUUGUAAUGUAAUAAACAAUGAUGAAUUGUUAUCUAAAUGUCUACUACCUUCAGUGUACAUCUCAGUACAGAUGUGUUUGCAAACUGCAAAUAAACGUUGAGUUUUA
This is a messenger RNA of Xenopus tropicalis (tropical clawed frog), 1746 nucleotides long. RefSeq lists its product as uncharacterized. Lineage: Eukaryota; Metazoa; Chordata; Amphibia; Anura; Pipidae. Bases 515 to 1342 code for a protein of 275 amino acids. The record is from RefSeq and is a predicted model, not a curated record. The transcript is spliced from 9 exons.